CUCUCUCUCUCUCACAGUUCCUCUCUACCUUCUCUCUCUCUCUCUCACUGGUCAUUGCAACAACGUCAAAGCGAUUCUUCCAUCAAUCGCUCUUCGAUUCGCAGGGAGGCCACACGGGCGUGCAACGAUGACGGAGGCGAUGAUAAGGAAGAAGCCGGGCAUGGCGAGCGUGAAGGACAUGCCCGUCCUCCAAGACGGGCCGCCGCCGGGCGGGUUCGCCCCCGUCCGGUACGCCCGCCGCAUCCCCAACACCGGCCCCAGCGCCACGGCCAUCUUCUUGGCCGCUUUCGGCGCCUUCUCUUGGGGCAUGUACCAGGUCGGCCAGGGCAACAAGAUCCGCAGGGCAUUGAAGGAAGAAAAAUAUGCUGCGCGGAGAGCCAUUUUACCUGUGCUGCAAGCUGAAGAGGACGAAAGAUUUGUCAAAGAGUGGAAAAAGUAUCUUGAGUAUGAGGCUGAAGUUAUGAAGGAUGUUCCUGGUUGGAAAGUUGGUGAGAGUGUCUACCACUCUGGGCGGUGGGUGCCCCCUUCUACCGGUGAGCUCCGCCCUGAUGUUUGGUGAUCCAGUUCUGCAUGUGGCCGCUUUCCAAUUGUCAUGAAGUCAUCUGUUUUCCGCAAUGCAACUUUUCUAGUGAUCUUCUGCUUAUUUCGCUGGCUCACAAUGAAAUAAAAAUUGGUCUCGAAUCUUUGUACGUGAACCCUGACCAGAGUUGAUCAUCCUGUUCCUUCAUGUUAUUAUCAUUGCGUAAGUUUAAAGGAAACCCUGAAGCACCUUUGUGUUAACGUUUACUUACUCAGUGUUUGGGAGGACCUGGCUGUAUUAUUGGCUCUGAUCUUUUACUCAUUAUGGAGCUGAAACUCUAUUGAGGUUGGACUGUCGGUUGCAGCAUGUUCUGAAGCA
Syzygium oleosum is the source of this 898-nucleotide messenger RNA. Its product is annotated as NADH dehydrogenase [ubiquinone] 1 alpha subcomplex subunit 13-B. The coding region runs from base 128 to 559 and encodes 143 amino acids. NCBI's taxonomy places the organism in Eukaryota, Viridiplantae, Streptophyta, Magnoliopsida, Myrtales, Myrtaceae. The transcript is spliced from 3 exons. The record is from RefSeq and is a predicted model, not a curated record.